AUGGGCACCUUAACCAUCACUGGGGUCCAUGCUGAGGAUAAGGCUGUCUGUUACUAUGGUGGCAACAAUGGCAGCUAUAAUGGUUUGGUCCAGGCAGUGGUGACUCAGCUGCCCUCAGUGUCGAAAAACCUGGGAGAAACCGUCCAGAUCACCUGCUCUGGGGUUAACAGCUAUGCUGGCUGGUUCCAGCAGAAGGAACCUGGCACUGCCCCUGUCACUGUGAUCUACAGUAACAGCAACAGACCCUCGGGCAUCCCUCCGCGAUUCUCUGGUGCUAUGUCUGGCUCCACGGCCACCUUAACCAUCACUGGGGUCCAAGCCGAGGACGAGGCUGUCUAUUACUGUGGUGGCAACGACGGCAGCACUGAUCCCACGCCCGUGCAGGAAAACCUGAGCAUGUCUGACCCCUGGGACCCCCCUGGCCAAUGUCCCACCAUGGCCCCACAACUGCAAAGCGCUGCCCUGCACCCUGACCCCAUCCCUGUCCUGCUGCGGGACCCUGGGACAGGCUACCGCUGGGGACAAAGGUGCCAGCUCCUCCCCGUCAUGGGCUGGUGGGAUCGCGUCGUCGCCUGGGUCCCUCUCCUCCUCACAGUGCUUCCCUAUAUCUCACGUUCCCUGGUCCAGGCAGCAGUGACUCAGCCGCCCUCCGUGUCGAAAAACGUGGGAGAAACGGUCCAGAUCACCUGCUCUGGGCUUAACAGCAACAGCUAUGCUGGCUGGUACCAGCAGAAGGUUCCUGGCACUGCCCCUGUCACCGUGAUCUACAGGGACAACCAGAGACCCUCGGGCAUCCCUCCGCGAUUCUCUGGUGCUAUGUCUGGCUCCACGGCCACCUUAACCAUCACUGGGGUCCAAGCGGAGGACGAGGCUGUCUAUUACUGUGGUGGUUACGACGGCAGCACUGAUCCCACGGUGACACGGAGCAAUGGGGAAGUGAUACAAAAAAACCCCGCCAUUGCAGGGGCAAGUUCCCUGGUCCAGGCAGCGCUGACUCAGCCGCCCUCCGUGUCGAAAAACCUGGGAGAAACCGUCCAGAUCACCUGCUCUGGGCUUGACAGCAACGAAUAUGCUGGCUGGUACCAGCAGAAGGAACCUGGCACUGCCCCUGUCACCGUGAUCUACAAGGACAACCAGAGACCCUCGGGCAUCCCUCCACGAUUCUCUGGUGCUAUGUCUGGCUCCACGGCCACCUUAACCAUCACUGGGGUCCAAGCCGAGGACGAGGCUGUCUAUUACUGUGGUAGCUACGACAGCAGCAGUACUGCUGGUGUAUUCGGGGCCGGGACCAUGUUGACCGUCCUAGGCCAGCCCAAGGUCGCCCCCACCAUCCACCUCUUCCCGCCAUCCCCCGAGGAGCUCUCGACGCAGAACAAAGCCACCCUGGUGUGUCUCAUGGGAGACUUCUACCCCGGCGUCGUACAGGUGACCUGGACAGCCAAUGGCCAAACCCUCACCAGUGGCGUUGAGACCAGCCGGCCCCAGCGGCAGACCAACAAC
This is a messenger RNA of Charadrius vociferus (killdeer), 1500 nucleotides long. RefSeq lists its product as uncharacterized. Lineage: Eukaryota; Metazoa; Chordata; Aves; Charadriiformes; Charadriidae. The transcript has 8 exons. The annotation marks the transcript as partial. Gene Ontology annotation, biological process: immune response; immunoglobulin production. The record is from RefSeq and is a predicted model, not a curated record.